Molecule: messenger RNA, 1090 nt
Organism: Oncorhynchus kisutch (coho salmon)
Lineage: Eukaryota; Metazoa; Chordata; Actinopteri; Salmoniformes; Salmonidae
Product: transcription factor Ovo-like 2
Exons: 2
Coding region: 70-507 (145 amino acids)
Biological process (GO): epidermal cell differentiation; regulation of transcription by RNA polymerase II
Cellular component (GO): nucleus
Molecular function (GO): RNA polymerase II cis-regulatory region sequence-specific DNA binding; DNA-binding transcription factor activity, RNA polymerase II-specific
Source: RefSeq, a predicted model, not a curated record
CCCCGUGUACCCCCCAGCUCGGGUGACUUCCUGUGUUCGGUGUGUCACAAGGUGUUUCCCCUGCAGCGCAUGUUGACGCGUCACCUCAAGUGCCACAGCAUGGUGAAGAGACACCCCUGCCGCUACUGUGGCAAGGGCUUCAAUGACACCUUCGACCUCAAGAGGCACAUGCGCACACACACAGGUAUCCGUCCGUACCGUUGUGAGCUAUGUGACAAGGCCUUCACACAGCGCUGCUCCCUUGAAUCCCACCUGAGGAAGAUCCAUGGCGUGCGCCAGCAGUACGCCUACCGCCAGCGCCGCUCCAAGAUCUUUGUGUGCGAGGACUGUGGCUACACAUCCAACCGUCCCGAAGAGUACUUCCUCCACGUGCGCCAGUGCCACCCGGGCAGCCCCGCCCUGCGGCGCUACUACCGGCGCCAGGCACAUGAGGGCACCAACAACGUGCCUACCGAUCACAAACUCAGUCCCUUCUUGAUGUAUCCCACUGGGUACUAUGUGGGUUGAUUUAAACUCCUGGGUGAAGAUUCGCUAAUAACAUUCAAGUGUGCUAUUCGGUUUCUGCCUUAGUCAAUUCCUUCGUUGUAACCUUGCCACAGAGCAGAAACAGGCUAGUAUCAACGCUAACACAUCAAUUUUACAGUAAGGUGAAUGGACAUUAUGUUUGGGGUUAUUCCCCACCCAGUCAGUGCCUGGCCAGUAGGCCAAAAUAACAUUAAAAAUCAUCAGCAUUGGUGUGGCUAUUUUAAAAACUCCACCUCCUGGUGUCCACUUUAGGUAAUGCAGAGAGAUUAAGGAGAGGGUGUGUCUGGUCAAUAGUCAACUACGGUCAAUGUUGAUUAAAGGUAUGUUUUUGUGGAGUGGUGACUUAGAUGUGUCCUUCAAAAUAAAUUGUAUCCCUGGCACACAUGCCUGUCCCUCCUCUCCUUGCCACCCAUCCUCCCACCUGUACAGUUACAACCAUCUCAUGUUAUAUUGACUUGCUUCUUAUUUAUUUGCAUGGUGUAUUGCUGCUGCAUGUUUGACAUUUCAUUAUAUUGUGUUUUAAAGAUGUGCCGCAUAAAAUACCAAAUAAAUGUUCCAAUCUCAG